Messenger RNA from Taeniopygia guttata (zebra finch), 5175 nucleotides. RefSeq names its product transmembrane protein 180. NCBI's taxonomy places the organism in Eukaryota, Metazoa, Chordata, Aves, Passeriformes, Estrildidae. The record is from RefSeq and is a predicted model, not a curated record.
CGGUGCCUCUGGAAGGGGCGGUGGUCGCCGGCGCUCAGGGACGUGCAUGGUGGGGCGCGGUUACUGAGGGAUGCCGGCUGCGGCUUGUGGCGGAGCAGAGCUGACACAGGCUGGGGUGGGACAGUGCGACUUGGCGUAAGGAAAGGCGGGGUUCGUUGUUGCCCCGUGUUGGGAGCGCUGAGGGAAGAGCCCGUGAGGAGGAGCAUGGCGUGGCGUCCAGAGGAGCCCUUCCAAAGGUGCAGCCGUGCGAGCGGAAUCCACUUUUCUUCUUUAGACUCUUGCUCUAAUUUCUUUUAGCAGUUGUCAUCCUGCUGUGGGAGAAUCGCAGGUAAUGUGACACUGCAUCUCACUGGCCCUAACAGCUUGUUCUUUCGGCCUCUUGAGUAUUAACACGGUUGUAACCACUAGAAAUUUCUGAAACCCAUUUGCCUUCUGUGAGUCACGAAAUGUUCACCAGUGCUUUAACCUGCUGAAUAUAAAGGCUGACUAUUAAGAAGAGGGAGGGGAUGCUCAUGCAUGAUUUCAUUGUAGUGCUAUUAAAGGGAACAUCUGGGGAAGGAAGUGUGGUACCUCAACUUCUAAUUGAACCUGUUUCAUAAACAAGGUGCUUGACCAGAUGUACCAAUUAGGGUAGAGUUGUGUCAGAGCCUGCAUAUUACAAUUAGUCAUGGUACUAGGGACCAGUUUGUGCAUUGUGAGAAAAUUUUUGUUGAAGAAAUACCAAAUAUCUUUCAAAUUUUCUGAAACUGAGGGGACCAAUUUGUUUUUUAUUUGUGUCAGAAGGAAUCGAGUAAAACAAUUUAGAAAUCACACUGGUAAAGUUAGUGUGAAGCACUUGUAUUCUUGGUGCUUGUGGAAUUUGAAGGAAAGUAAAGUUUCCCAGUUCUCCAUUUUGAAGACUUGUGCAGGGUGCUCCAGGUAGAAAUAGAGGUGAAGUGUCUGCUUUUCCAAAAGCCCUAAUAUCCACUAUAUAAAUAAUUCCAUUAAGUAUAUUUGUGAAGGCUUGAAAAAGUAAAUGUGACACUUGCCAAUAACAUACUCAUUUUAAUAAUUUUCAUAUUAAUAUCAAACUUAUUUUUAAAAAUAAACAUUUCAAUUGUACAUCUUUUCAAUAACCUUUUCCUGCAUUUUAGGUUUCUCAGUAAAAGACUGUGAAACCAAACUUGCUACAAAAAUGCAAAAUUUUGUCCCCUGAAAAUUAGUAUUGUCUUUACAGGUGCAGAAAAAUAAGUUUGAAGAUAUACAUAAUGGUCAUUCUGAAAUAUUUUUAAAAAUCAGUCAUAUUCUUAGAAACAAAUUUGCUUUAAUAAAAGGAAUGCUAGGGUUCUAGUUGUUUGUCAGCUUGACUUUUUUCUUAGCUAUAAAAUGAAGUUACCUACUCCUUGCAUUGGUUCAUAUCACAGCAUCUUGUAUAUGCAAAUGUGCAUCCACACUUUAUUUGCUCUUCAAGAGCUCAUUUCCCGUGGUGGGGGGGAUGGAAAAACUGCCCGUUCCAUCUUCCCCAGUCCCUACCUGAUUGUGGCUUUGGCGUGGUCCUUGCCCGGUGAUUCGGAAGUUCCUCCCUUCCUCUCUUCACCACCUUGUAAACCUCAGGAAGGCUGGAAAGAGCCUUGGCUUUCAUUUCCUGUUUCUUCCAUGGUUAUUUCUAUGAGGAGUUCAGGGAGCUGCUUACAGAGCUGCUGAUCAAGCAGAUAUUCAAAGUAGGUGUUUUGAUGGAUAUGUGAAAAUUGCAUUUACAGUAAAAUUGUUGAUAUGCAGAGGAGCAAAGUGUGAACUAUUGACAUAAAGCAGGUUGUAAAGCUCUGCAUAGUAAAGCUGAAAUUUGAACUUGAGGUAUCAAAAUUAAUGGCAGCUACCUUCAACAGAUGUAAAAAUGAAUAAGGCCUCAAUUAAAAAACAGAUACCUGGGAGUAAUUUUCUAUUGGGCUUAUAGAAUCAAGUAUGGUCAAAGGCUACUUUUAGGUAGCUAUUAAAUAGCUUUAAAAGGUAGGGAUUCCCUGGAGCUGGCUCCUUUCAUGGCACUGUUUACACCAAACAUGCUAAUUGAUGGAAAAGAUCAGCAUCUUAAAAAUUUGUUGGCUGAAUAUCUGAAUGGCAGAUUAAAGAAAUCUCUGCUAUUUGGGCAUACAUAAAAUUGUGUGUUUGCUACUUGCUAUGUUUUAUUUACAUGCACUCUUCCAUACCAUGAAAAUGUUAAUUUAAAGGUGUUUUGUUUUAAUUGUUUUAUGGUUUAUUAGGUGAAAAUAUUGCUUCCAUGGCUUCUUAACCAUUAGUAUUUUAAAACAGAAGGGCAAAAUUUGGUAUUUGUUUUGAAAGAAAUACUCACCUACGUGCACGCUGCACUUGACAUUGGAAUACAUAAGGAGUUGAGUCACUUCAUUCCAACAGAGUCCAUAAUUUUAAGAAUACAUAGCUAGCAAGAAAGAUCUAAAAUGUAAGUAAUUACUUUGAACUCUACACCAAAAUGAGUGUUUGCAAAAGUAGGUUUUUAAAUGGAGUCAAUACAGCAAUUAGGAAGGAUUUCUUUCAAAUUUUUGUCUACUUGUUUCAUUGACUUUUAGGUACUGAUUAUACUUAGAAAUGUCAGCUAAUAACUUGUUAUUUUGGGCUCAGUGUCUUGUAACUCAGUAAAAUGAUUUUCUGAUUGUAAAAAAAAGGAAGAAUGGGAGUAUUUUCCUCCAAUAGUUCAGCACCUCUGAAACAAGCAAAUCCCCCAUGUUAUUUUAAUUUGGAAAAUUAUUCUACUAAUUGUUGCAAUUCUCUUUUGUAACUUGAGGAAGAAGAGAGCUGUACUCUUGGAAGAUGAAGAUUCUUUGGGGAAUUCAUGCUAAUGCACUGGCAUAUUCUAUGACUACCUUGGGUGCUGGAAUGAUGAAUAGCAUUUUUAAUUUCUACUACGUUAAGCUUUUCCUAAACCGAUACAAAAUUUCAGAAACAGCAUUUCAUGCAGCACAGGUUGUGUUUAUGAUCUGGAAUGCCAUCAACGAUCCCCUUUUUGGGUACAUCCAAGACACGUCCAGGCUGAAGUGCUGCGCCAGGCGCCAGUUCUCCAUUUUGUACGGAGCCCCUGUGUACGGCCUGGCCUUCCUGCUGCCGUGGUUCCCCUGGCGGCGCUACGAGGAGGGCGACUGGCUCAGCGGGCUCCAUCUCGGCGUCGCGCUGUGCGCCUUCGACGGGCUGCUGACCUUCGUGCUGCUGGCGCAGUGCGCGCUCUUCGCCGAGAGCUCCGGCAGGCACGAGGCCAGGCUCCAGCUCAUCAAGUACAGCCAAGUGGCGACGCUGCUGGGCUCCACCAGCGUUCUCUUCUGCGGGCUCGUAUCGGAUAAUAUGGAAAACUUCGCUUAUUUUCAGGCUUUCACCGUUUUGAUCGCAGCGCUCGCGACAGUUUGUAUGUGUUGCACAGGUAAAUACAGCACAAGUCAGUAUGAGCAGAGGGAAAUUCAUACUGAGGAUGCUAAUCUGGAAAACAGGGAUGGAGCUUUCUCCUUGGCCUCAGUGGUUUCAUUGACGAAACAGAUCAUGACAGAGAAGAACUUUCUAUGUUUUGUAACAAUGAAUUUCUUCCAAGUCUUCCACCUAGCCUUCUACAACAAUUUUAUGAUGAUCUUUGCGGAUAAUCUUAUUCCUAAGGACGUCCUUUCUUCCUCAGUAAGAAGUAUCAUGUAUGGAGCAGGUUUUAUUUGUCCUCAGUGCCUUGUUCUUCUCAGUCAUGCUUGGUUGAAGAAAUUUGGUUAUUACAGAAUCAUCUUGUUUUCCUUUUACUAUGAAGGAAUAGCUGCUGCUGUCAUGUGUCUUCUAGGGCAAGAACACUAUUACCUGCUGGCAUUUUAUGUCACAACAAACAUGGUAAUUGUGCAAGCUUCAUUUAGCUUGUUCAAUUUGCCUUUGGCAGAUAUUGUUGAUGCAGAUUUAAUAAAGCACAAGAGGAGGUUACCACUUUCCUCUAUGGUUUUUGGUACCAAUGCUUUAUUUACUAAGCCUGCCCAAUCUUUGGCUCCGAUAGUUGUGGUUACAAUACUAAAUCAUUAUGGAUAUUAUAACCUGAAUAAUGUACCUGGUCAUCCUGAUAUAAGCAGGUCAUUUUUACAUCUCCAUGAUGCCAUGUUCUACCUGGUCUGUCUGGUUCCCCUCUGCAUUGCAGUCCUACAGAUCCUGACCUGGACUCCCUUUUCCAUCCAGAAUAGCCACCUGGCAGCUCCACAGUAAAUAUGGAACCAGUGGUCAGUGUAUCUCCUGCUGAACCACAAGAAAAUUCAGUAAGUUUUUCAUGUGAGAAAGCAAAAUUGCAAGAGGAAACACAGUCUGAGCUGUUUCAUUCAGUCUCUACAGACUGAGUCACAUUCAGCCUUAAUGCUGAGCCUACACAAGUUUUUCCUAGUUCAGUUGCUUUCUGUUAAUGGGGUUUAUCCUUAAUUAUUUUAUUUAAAGUAAUUUCUGGUAUAUAAUGAUUCCUGUUAACUCAUUUGAAGAAAGGAUAUGGCAGAUCAGGGAAAGGGAUCCCAACCCAGCACCUGGAAUUCAAGGGAACUGUAUUUUCUGGAGCCUACUGGUGGAUUAAUUUUGCCAUAUUGAUAAAAGGCAGAUCUCUGAAGUUAAUCUGGAAGAUCCCAGUGGACAUGCCUCAUGGAUGGCAGGGAGGUAAAGAGAAAAAUUUAGAUGGUAUCUAGCUGGCCAGUAUCAAGACAAAUCUGUCGGCUACCAUGGGAAGAGCCAAGAGUAAUUAAAUACCCUGAAAGUCUGUGUCAGGCUGAAGAAGAAAAGGAUUCAGAUGCUGUUCAGUGUUGCUCAAUAUGGAAAAAGCUCAGUAAGUCCUCACUGGCUUUCAGAAUCUCUGGUUGGUGGAAGGUCAGUGCAGUUUUCUGGCUUUAAAUGGGAAAAUAAUUUUGAAGGUAUCCUAUAGUUAGUACCUCAUACAGAAUGUCAUUGUGGCAAGGACAGCAUUAGUCUGUGGAUGUAGGGUUCAGCUCUUGGACAAAUGUGGGCACACACAGUUAUUAAACCAAGCUCUACCUGUUCAUUAGUGUUCAUUGGCUAACUCAUUUGGUGUGUGACUGUUCAAGUUAAUUUCUGAAUCAUCAAGUUGAAGUUAGAUAAUUUCUGAUUAAUUCUUAUCAGUUAAGAUUUUAAAUGAAUCCUGUGAUUUUUAUAAAUUAAAGAACUUUUGAUAAAAAUUCA